AUGAACGUGGAGGAGAAAUACAAACUAGUUAAGGAAAAAUAUAAAGAGAUAAAGGAGCAAAAUGACAUCCUCAAAAAGGCCAUAGUGGAAUACAAAAAGGACAUUAAGCAGCUGGAAAGAAAUAAUGAGGAACAGAAAGACAAAAUUAGCCGCAUGGCGGAUGAGAACAACGACUUGUUGAGUAGCAACAGCCAGCUGUCCAGCAAGGUGGCGCAGCUGGCGAGUUCCCUGGAGGACAAGAAGAAGGGCAACUCCGGGUGGCGCAACUUAAUGCUGCUCCCAAAAAACUCACGGGAAAACAUCCAGGAGUCCGUCGCGUUCGAGGAGCUCGAAAAUAAGAUAAAGGAAAAUGAGAUGCUACACAAAAGAGUGGAGGACCUGCAGAAUGAGAAUAAAAAGAUAGAGAAGGAGCUGGACGAAUGUAGGACCCUCCACAAGGAGAAAAUAAACGAACGAGAAAGAACCAUUGACAGUCUGAACGAAGUUAUUAGCAACUCCAGCAAAAGUGUCAUCAGGUUGGAGCGCGAAAGAGACGAAAUCAGGCAACAGGUCGAAGCGGAGAAAGCAAAUUUUGCCCAUCUCAUAGAAAAAAAAAAUGAAUGCAUAACGAAAAUGGAGAGAAGCUACAAAGCUAUGAGGAGAAAAUGCUAUCCAAGGUACAAAGUCAAUUUUAAUAGAAUCCCUUUUUCGGCGAGGCCCGACCAUUAUGAUGGUUACCUGCAGCGCCAAAUCAACGAGCAGUGCCUACUAUUCCAGAGCCACAUCCUAAAGGCAAUACAAAAGUUGCAAGCGUACCUCCUCAGCUGCAAGAAUACCUUUGCGUCUCAAGCGAAGCAGUUAAUUGAUGUUUGCCAAAAAUUGGAGGGAGAACAGAGGGAUGACCAGUUUGACUAUUCUAGGGUUGCGGACCUGAAGAGGAUUUCCCAAAAGGAAGUCAGCUGCCUGGAGGAAGCGAUCAGUCUGUUAGACGACCUCGGGACGUGGCUGCGUGGGAGCCAAGACAAGGUGCACGCGCAGGCCCUCCUGCGCAACCUAUCCACCGCCAUAAAAAAGACGUUCCUAAACGUGAUCAUCUACCUGUGUGUCGAAGAAUACCUCUUCCCAACGGACACGACAGCGAAAUCCUUUUCACUGAAAAAUGUCGCUCGAGAGUUGAGGUGUUUGAAGAGACUCCUUCUCAAAGCCGUCCACUUUUUCACCUUCAUCUUGUUUGUAACUCCAUACGAAAAUGAAAAGAUUGUGGAAGAGCAUUUUAAGAAGAGAAAUCCCGUUAAGUGGGUCGACGGAGCUGCAAAGGAAAAGAACGCAAAAAAGACAGAGCAGUACCGUGUGGAGGCGAACUACGAAGAGGUAGACACGAGUCUGCCAAGCAGUGAAGAUGACACUGUGAAGAGGGACCAAAUGCCAAAGGGGAGAGAAAUCCAUUUUAAAGAAUUGCUCGAGGAGAGAGAAAAAAACUCCCUCGCAACAUAUGAACAUUUAAAAAACUGCUCAGAAAAAAAUAAAAAAUUAGUUACCUUCUUGGGGAGAAAAUUCCACAGCCUGUUAGAAGACUUAGGUCAAGCCUUCACAUUUUUAAGGUCCUACUGUUCAUUUCGCAUUUUCGAGAUGAAAGGAUCUGAAGUUCUUCACGUAGACAACUCCAGGGUGAUGAGCGAAAUGUUAGAUGCAACAGAAUCGCUCAUCAGUUAUCUUGAAACAUUCGAUGCGGUGGAAAAGAAGAUGCUCCCCUUGACUGCGUUCCUGUCUUACCAAAGAUUUAACACUCGAAUGGCGUUCGAAGAGGAAAGAAGUUGCCUAGACAGGAUCAACGAGGCGUUCUGUCAAACCAGGCAUAUCCCCUACGCCGUGCUGGAGCGCAGCUUCGGGAACCUCCAAAUGUGCAAGAGGGACAAGGACCAGCUGAACAAGGCGCUUCAGCGAAAAACCAAGUUGAUCAAAAAGUUGAAGCGAAGUAACAACCAGGCCCUCGGCGAACUUAAGGACGUACUGCUGACCAACAAAGAACUGACCCUCAACAACCAGUGCCUGGCCAACUGCCUGCCCAACCGCCUGCCCAACUGCCUUCCCCCAAAACGGGAGGCCGUCAACCACGUGGGGGAAGACGCCACCGAGGAGGGCAUCCAGCAUUACGCGGAAAAGGUCUUUAACUUUGUCACGUGCAGCAACGGAGACAAGCCAGGGUUAACUGUUCACGAGAAACAGCUCAUCGAAGCGUACGUCUGUUCCUGCAUACGUAUAAAGAACUUGCACAUGGAAAUACGCAAGCACGUGGAGGUUCUGGAAAGCCUACAAAACGGGUUCAGCGUUAAGGAGGGCGAAAUACAAAAACUGAAUCUCCAAAUAGAGGCGUACAAGGAGGAAGAGAUAAAUAUUCACAAAAAAUACGAAGAGCAGAUGAAUACCCUGCACGAUUUAAUCGUCACCCUGGAAAAGCAGUUAUCCAAGCUGAACGCUGAAAAGAACGUCAACAAGUUUUUCAUCCUCUGCUCCAUUUGCGGCAGCAAAAAUAGCAUCGGCACCAUUCUGAAAAACCGCAAGUGCCUCAAGUGCUGCUCGAUAAUUAUUUUCUUCCAGUGA
Molecule: messenger RNA, 2580 nt
Organism: Plasmodium vivax (malaria parasite P. vivax)
Lineage: Eukaryota; Apicomplexa; Aconoidasida; Haemosporida; Plasmodiidae
Exons: 12
Coding region: 1-2580 (859 amino acids)
Cellular component (GO): early endosome; membrane
Source: RefSeq, a predicted model, not a curated record